UCCUCGGCCAAAGGCUAAAGAAUGAAAUCUUUUGCGCCAACGAUCUUUCAACAUCUCGAAAGUCCGUGUUACUUUUUCACUCCUCGGAUUUUUCUUGGGAUGGUUCUUCUGGGCUUUUAGCCUUCCUGGCUUUGCUUUCUUUGAUUCUUUCACGGCGCCCGCUGCUGCUACUCCACUUUCAGCUUUAUUCAUCCGGAUCUUCCAAUGGAUCCUCCGUCACCCAUGGAAGGCCACGUGGUGGUCAUGCCCUACCCAGGCCGAGGCCACAUCAACCCCUUGAUGCAUCUCUGCAACAUCCUCUUGUCCAAGAACAGCCACAUCCUCUUCACCUUCGUCGUCACCGAAGAAUGGCACGGCUUCAUUGGAUCCGACCCGAUGCCCCGCAACAUCCGGCUCAGGACCAUACCCAAUGUCAUCCCCUCCGAGCGCGGUCGUGGAAACGACAUGGUCGCCUUCCUUGACGCUGUCAUGACCAAGAUGGAGGCUCCGUUUGAACACCUACUGGAUCGGCUCCACCCACCGCCGACGUGCAUCGUACACGACAGCUACUUGUUCUGGGUGGUCGGCGUCGGCAUCCGCAGGAAUAUUCCAGUAGCGUCUUUUUUCCCCAUGUCGGCGUCGUUCUUCUCCGUCAUCUGCCAUUAUCGUCUUUUCGAGCAAAACGGACACUACCCUGUCAAUUUGUCGGAAAAUGGCGAUGAACGUGUGGAUUACAUUCCAGGGCUUUCCUCAACACGUUUGGCGGAUUUUCCACUCAAUGAUGGCAGUUGGCAAAGCCGGAAAAUGUUGCACUGGGUUCAUAAAGUCGCUCAAUGGGCGCUCAAAGCUCAGUAUCUGCUGUUCCCUUCUAUUCUCGAGCUUGAAUCUCAGGUCAUCCAUGCCCUAAAAGCAGUUUCUUCGAUCCCAAUUUACACCAUUGGCCCCGUUAUACCUUAUCUCACUCUUAAACACAAUCCCUCUUCAAGCAUCGCCAACCAUGAUAGUGACCACAGCUACAUCAAGUGGCUGGACAGCCAACCCUCUGGUUCUGUCCUGUACAUCUCUCAGGGCAGCUUUCUCUCUGCCUCAACGGCUCAGCUUGAAGAAAUCGUUGCUGGUUUGCGAGCUAGUGGGGUUCGAUUCCUGUGGAUAGCGCGAGAAGAGAGUUUGAAGUUGAAUGAGACUUGUGGGGAUCUGGGUUUGGUAUUGCCAUGGUGCGACCAAUUGAGAGUACUGUCGCAUCCUGCGAUAGGAGGGUUCUGGAGUCAUUGUGGGUGGAAUUCUACAAGAGAAGGUGCCUCGUCGGGG
This is a messenger RNA of Neltuma alba, 1287 nucleotides long. RefSeq names its product UDP-glycosyltransferase 87A1. The transcript has 2 exons. NCBI's taxonomy places the organism in Eukaryota, Viridiplantae, Streptophyta, Magnoliopsida, Fabales, Fabaceae. The record is from RefSeq and is a predicted model, not a curated record. The annotation marks the transcript as partial. Gene Ontology annotation, molecular function: quercetin 3-O-glucosyltransferase activity; quercetin 7-O-glucosyltransferase activity.